AUGAAUCGCUACGUUAGAUUGUCAUUAUUCACAAAGUCUUUUAACAGACAGAACUUAUUACGAGGCAAACGUGCAGUGAGACCAUUUUCAAUGGCCACGACGGAAACAAUAGACAUGGAAGGAUCCAUGAACAAGAUUGAAGAAUUAUUCAGCGCCGCCAAAGACGAGUUGGAAUAUGCAGAUGAAUCACAAGGAUCUGUUUACUACCACGAAGAUCGUACCACAGCCGAAAAGGCCGUGACGGACGUCUUAAAGGCGUACGAGGAUUUUUUGACGGAACUGCCUUCCGAUGAUAUGAGAGACGUUGUCAAGUCCAAGGUUGGAAUGAAGAUGAGAGAAUUGAAAAUGACCUUUGAUGCAUUGCCCGAGGAAGGACAUUGA
Messenger RNA from Mucor mucedo, 381 nucleotides. RefSeq lists its product as uncharacterized. The record is from RefSeq and is a predicted model, not a curated record. Bases 1 to 381 code for a protein of 126 amino acids. NCBI's taxonomy places the organism in Eukaryota, Fungi, Mucoromycota, Mucoromycetes, Mucorales, Mucoraceae. The transcript has 3 exons.